Oncorhynchus gorbuscha (pink salmon) is the source of this 1178-nucleotide messenger RNA. RefSeq names its product polymerase (RNA) III (DNA directed) polypeptide G (gene polr3g). NCBI's taxonomy places the organism in Eukaryota, Metazoa, Chordata, Actinopteri, Salmoniformes, Salmonidae. The record is from RefSeq and is a predicted model, not a curated record. Gene Ontology annotation, cellular component: RNA polymerase III complex. Bases 470 to 1114 code for a protein of 214 amino acids. The transcript is spliced from 8 exons. Gene Ontology annotation, biological process: transcription by RNA polymerase III.
UUGCAGACACAUCCUUAAAGGGCUGUGUAAUUACAUUCAUAUUGACCAUAUCUUUAUCUCAACAUCAUACAGCAAAUGGUCUUCUAGGUUUCUGUUAACAAUUAUGCCACCACAUUGGUAUCUCUAUAGAAUGUUUGGUUCUUACCUUCUUGUAGUAUAUGUGUUGGUUGUACAGCUUUGACUCUGUAUUGCCUGGCCCUCCAUCCCGGCCAGGGAGCCUGGACUAUCUCUCUAUCGGACAGCCAGGUGACCGUCUCGAAGUUGUCUCCGUUAGCAAGCGCAUCGACCUCUGCACUGUGGACCCCGACCUGUUGGAACUGAUGCAGACCACCUGAGUGGUCGAAGUGGGCGUGGGUGGCGAUAGCCAAAAGGGGGUUCUUUCGCUGCGGGUCGUCUCCAAGCAGACCUUUGGAGUUAAUGUAGUCAGGUCAUAGCGUGUUGGAAGCAGCAGCCCACUCAUAGUGCAGACAUGGCUGGUGGUAAAGGCCGUGGUAUAGCUGCCUUCAGCUUCAACAUCGAAUCCCUGGGCCUCAGCAGGGGGAAUAUGCCUCAGACCAGAGAGGGGCCCAACAAGCUGUAUCCAGAUGUGGAGUUCAAGCCUGUGCCCUUGAAAGAGGGAGAAGAUGAGGACUACAUGCUCGCCCUGAAACAGGAGAUAAGGGGAACCAUGAGACUACUACCCCACAACAUCAAGCCUCUGGCUGGGAAAGGAGAUGUGGAAAGAUACAAGGAGAGGUAUCAGAGGCAAAACAUGUUGGAUGAGGAGUGGACUCCAGACUGGCAGCUUUUUCCAAAAGAGCUGAUGCCUCAAAAGAAAAAGUUGAAUGUAAAACCAGUAGGCGCAAAGAAGAAACCCAUAAAGGUGUCAAGCAAAGAAAAAGCAGCUGUACUCAGUAAAUUAGACGAACUUGAAAAGAAAGAUGAUGUAAAGUCAGAUGAGGAGAAAGAAGAAAAGAAAACGACAGAGGAAGGAGAGGAGGAAGAAAUUGAAGGAGAGGAGUUGGAGGAGGAGGAAUUAGAAGAGGAAAAUGACUACAUUGCCAGCUACUUUGAAGAUGGUGAUGAUUUUGGUGCCGGCAGUGACGAGAACAUGGAUGAAGGAGCCACAUAUUAACCUCAACUGUAUGGAUGUUAUCUCAAGAGCAUACAGUAUUUAAAAAGCCAGAAGAAUGUUGACU